UACAUUACAAAUAUCGAAUACGAAUAUCAAAUUCAUUUUAUUACAAAACAAUAACAAAGAUAGAGAGAAAUAAAAAGUUUAUUUGUUUGUUUGUUUACAAUUACGAGUAACUGUCACAAGGAUCAGUAUAGAAUGGAUAUUUACACAAUCGAGUGCAAUACUUCUUCACUGAAACAUGACUACUACAAAUAUCACGGUCUUUAAUAAUACCGCACAUAAAACGGCUCGUAAAUUCGCGUGUGCAUCGAUUGGAAGCAAUCUCCUUCCCUUCUCCGAACUUGCUGGACUUGAGGCGUCGCUGAACAAAAUCCGCGACACGCGAAUUGCAAGCGGUAAACCGGAAGCGAGCAACCGCGAAUCGUCUAGGCGCGUAACUAUAAGGGUGUGAGAAUGAAAGAGAUGGACCCUCCACUACCAGGCGUUGUUCCUCAACCGACACCUCCUCCCCCCAACCCCCUCCCAUAUGGUAGCCAUAUGUAGGUUCUGGGCACCACCAGAGGGGGAAAAGUCAUCGCGGGGAUCCAGCUGAUGGUCGACGCGUUGGUCGGGCUUCCUCAGUUACUGUUGGACCGCACGUUGGUUUGGUCUACGCGUCGUGCUGGAUGAAUCCGGCUUCGAUAUCAAUUUUCCAGAAGAACGGAAGUUCAGGCCGCAGCGCAGCACGACGACCUUGACCCUUAUUGGAUCACGAGGUCGCGCGAGAACCAGCAGAAACUGAAGAUGAUACCGGAUGCAGAAGCUGUGUGUCAGACUUCCGAAGCUGCGGUCGACAAUGGCAGCGACGUAUACGAGAAGAUUAAGGACCGGCCGGAAAAGGAAGUGGCGUCGGUGACCGCCUGGAACCGAUACCAGCGAUUGGUAGCCGCGAUGGAGUCCCGGGGUGGUGAAUUCAACCGGAAGUCCGUAAUCGAGGCGAUCUUCCGUGGCAGCGAUCUCGUCUACGUCACUCAUUGAUCGGCGGAUCGAUCAGGCGCGAGUGAGAAUCUCUCGCGCGUUCCUGUACCAAAGUGCCAGCCAGUAUCAAAUCACUUUUGAGCAGUGGUGUAGAAUUCGCGAGUCGCAACGUCGUAAUACUCUUUGAUGGGUCUAUAUGAUGAAUCUAUACAAGGAUUUAGCAUAAUUUUUCGAAAGAAUGGAAAUGAUACUUGCAUUAUUUUUUUAUAGGAUGAAAUAAUGAUGUACGUUAUUAUUACUUUAU
This is a messenger RNA of Acromyrmex echinatior (Panamanian leafcutter ant), 1198 nucleotides long. RefSeq lists its product as uncharacterized. The record is from RefSeq and is a predicted model, not a curated record. Lineage: Eukaryota; Metazoa; Arthropoda; Insecta; Hymenoptera; Formicidae.